Candidozyma auris is the source of this 1941-nucleotide messenger RNA. RefSeq lists its product as uncharacterized. The record is from RefSeq and is a predicted model, not a curated record. Gene Ontology annotation, molecular function: lipid binding; protein binding. The transcript has a single exon. Gene Ontology annotation, biological process: endocytosis; actin cortical patch localization; plasma membrane tubulation. Gene Ontology annotation, cellular component: medial cortex; mating projection tip; actin cortical patch. Lineage: Eukaryota; Fungi; Ascomycota; Pichiomycetes; Serinales; Metschnikowiaceae. Bases 1 to 1941 code for a protein of 646 amino acids.
AUGUCUGGCUUGGGAAAGGGAUUGUCCUCGUUCGGACAUACAGUCAAGGAUAAAAGCACUUCUUUCGGUCACACAGUGGUGGACAAGGGCUCAUCCAUUGGCCACAAUGUAAAAGACAGAAGUCUGUCUCUCGGUUAUUCAAUCAAGGACCACGCAUACCGCCGAAAGAACUAUUCGGUAGAUGAUGACCUUCUAGACCACGUGUACCAUGAUCUAAAGCAGUCAAUAAAGGCAUUGAAGUAUAUAAGUGCUCAGCAGAAGCGAUUCUCGAAAAGGUAUUGGCCCUGGGUGUUCAAGUCGAUGACCAGAACCACCAAAGGGUUUAUAGAUUUGGCAGGAGAGCACUCUUUGGAGUUUGACGGAAUUGAGGAAUACUACGAUGCUUUUGACAAGAUCCAGGAGUCUCUGGAACUGUUUGCCAUGCAUCCAACAGAGAGGCAGCGUACAAUCUCAAGCAUCAACUUCGCCUUGACAAACUUUCUCAUCACGGUGAACCACAUAAGUGAUAGAGUGGUACAAGAUUCAGAAGAAUUGACUGAGUUGGUGCAACUGAAGAACGAUGAGAUGCGCUUGCAACUUAAAUACUUGACGAGGAGCCUAAAAAUGAGGACCAAAAGAAAGAUUCAGUACCUUGAUCUUCACCGCAAGACUGAAAAACUUAUGAAAAAGAAUACCCCUUUACUGGAGAAAGAGGAACUGGAGCUUAAGUCUCUCGAGACAAAGACGCAAGGGGCGAAAGAAAUUUACGAGAACAUCAACUCACGCCUAAAACUCAUCCUACCUGAAAACAUAACUUUACUCGAGGAGUAUAUCGAGCUGAUUACAAAGCUUAUCAUAAGCAGCCAGACACAAGUAUACGAAUUCAUAGAAAGUGAGAUUCAUGACUACGUCAGAUUUCAUGGGUUUGUGAGCCAACCAUCCGAGCCGCUAGAAAGUUCCCUGAAUUAUACGGAGAUAAUCGACACAUGGGAGGCUUUGGUAACCCCUACAAAAAUUAGAAUUGAAUCUUUUGUCUCCUCAAUUCAUGACAAGAACCCAGAAAAUGUCGGUGACGAAAUCGAAAGCAAAGACAAGUCGUCCAGAAUGCAAAAGGCAUUGCUGCUGGUCACGCAUAAGGUAACAGAUAAGCUGCACAAUGUCAAACCAAAAGAUCAUGUACACGGUAUUUUUAGUGAGGAUCUCACAGCGGAUCCUUUGAGAUCUUUUCUCAAGUAUCAAUCCUCAGAGUUGAAUCAGGCUGAGAACUACCAUCCCCAGAGGACUUUGGCUCUCUCAGAGGUCUACGUGGCAAAAAGAGACGAAAAAACGCCACCAGCUCUCCCUCCUAGAGAUGACUUCCAUCCUAUCAAUCUAUCCCCUCAUGUUGGACAAAUUUCAUCCCCUAUACGUGGUCAAGGGAGUGAUAUGAAUGAUUCUAAUGACUCCCCUGAUUCUGAUUCGGAUUUAUCCUUGAGCACGGAUAAAAGUGAUGAUGAUGAGUCUAUCUUAUCGACUGAUGCACUUACAGUUGAUUUGACCCCAGACUCGAGCGUCAAGAAGUUGAAGAAGAUCUACAAUGAAUCAAAGAACGAUAUUAAGGCAGUACCUCUCACGUAUACCGAAUGGCCAGACUUCAAAUUGCACAAGGAUGUAUUUGACAAGACAAAUUCAAUUGCAUACAAGCUAAUAGAGCUCAACAAAUUCUUUGAGACUGCUUUAGAUAGAACAAAGGAUGGAGAUAAUCAGGCCGCAGAUGAAAGAGUAGCAUUGGAUGACUUUGAAGGUGAGGAGCCCGGAGAUCUCUCCUUCAAGGAAGGCGAUGUCAUCGAUGUCAUUCUUGACCUACAGAAAGUCAACGUUUCCUAUCUCGAAAAAGACGAAAACUGGUUCAUUGGUGCUACAAAUGACUCAGAGCAUCGUCGCGUUGGAUUCGCUCCAAGUUCUUUACUCAGCAAAAAUUAA